Molecule: messenger RNA, 6444 nt
Organism: Vollenhovia emeryi
Lineage: Eukaryota; Metazoa; Arthropoda; Insecta; Hymenoptera; Formicidae
Product: protein FAM13A
Exons: 11
Coding region: 484-3075 (863 amino acids)
Biological process (GO): signal transduction
Source: RefSeq, a predicted model, not a curated record
CGCAUAUACAUAUAUAUAUAUACAUAUAUAUACAUAUAUAUACACACUAUAUAUACAUACAUACGUACACUCACCACGCGCACCCCCACGAGUCGUUCCUUGCCCUUCCAACCACGAAGACGAACAAGAACGACUUUUCCUCUUUUUUUCUCGUGUUACUCCGAGAUAAAUUGAAAUCGAAACCGGGCGGCUCUCGAGCGAGGAAGUGUGCACACGGUCUCUCGCGUUCGGUGCUCGGUACUCGCGAUACUCGACAUAAAUCCGUGAUCCGAGUCGCCGGAACUGGCCGGAUCGAAGGAGCACGAUUGUAACCCGGAAGAGACGACAUUAUCAGUACGUACUUACGGCGAAACCGGACGAGGGGAAGACAAGAGGGAGGAGCAGGACGAGACAGCUGCCACGCUGAGCUCAGUGUACUUCAACCUGUGGAGGGUCGCGAGAGAGUGCAUUUGCGGCAGCAGGUCGCGGUGCAGACAAAGUGGGAUGAGACGCCCUCAGCAAGAACAUCUCCAUCAUCAUCACCAUCACCAUCAUCAUGGACCCUCAACAAGCCCCACGUGCUCUCGUCAAACACACGAUAAGGACGAGUCUCGCCUCGCUCGCGUGAAGCGCGUCCUGGCAGGUUCGCUGUUGGGCCGCGCUGGGUCCAGCAGGAUCUUCGGCACCCGGCUGGAGCUGAUCGAGUCGUACCUCGACACGGGCGUGCCGUACGUCGUGCACCGGCUAUGCAGCUACAUCGAGGCGCACGGCUUCCAGAGCGCGGCGGUGUUCCGCUUGUCGGGCGGCAGUCCGCGCCUGGCGGAGCGGCUGAGGGCGGCCUUCGAGCGACGGGGCGACGCCGAUUUGGAGGCGGCCGGGUGCCCGCCGACGGCCGCGACCCUCCUACGCCAGUAUCUGAAAGAAUUGCCGCAGCCGGUCGUACCAUCCACCCUCGUCGGCAGACUGCUCAACAUUCACGCCCAGAGCUACGCGAACGAUCACGACUCGUGGAUCGCCUCGACGAAGGAACUGCUGUCGACCCUGCCGUCCUCGCAUUACCGUCUGCUCGGCUACCUGACGAUCUACCUUAGCCGGUACGAGGCGCGACAUGGACGCAGCGCCGGAGUAUGCGGUGUUUUCGCACCCGUCAUCCUGCCGCACGUGCCGCCCGCGACCACCCUCCUGCGGGACAUCCUCGCCGAGGCGCUGGUGCUGUUUCCAGACUGUAUCCGCGAGAGCACGGUGAACGGCUUGGUACCCGCCGGCGACUGCAAGAUCUGCAAGGAUACGAGAGACGAGCCGAAGGACUCCGAGGGCGCGUCUCUGCUCUGCGCGCUGAAACCGCGUAAGCGCAAGGAACGUCGCGAGUCCUGCUGUCAAGAACGGAAGCUGAUAAGGAGUAACAGCGAGGAACGCGUUCUCGACAGUCCCACUGACGUCGCAGAUACGAUCAGGCGCGUGAGCAGCCACGAAGACUUCAAUAGCCAGGAACAUUUGCACAUUUUAUCGCAACUCGGCCAAGACAUGGGUCACGGUGUGAGAUGUGGCGGAUUGCCGUUCCACGAGAGAACCAACGUUUCGCCGGUGUCGAAAAAAUCGUCGUCGGUGCCGUCGCCAUGCGAGGUGGUUGUGGCGACUGAAAAAUAUGAUUGCGACGCCGAGAGGUUGAGAAACAGCGAACGCUUCAGCAGAAGCAUCACCCCGAGAGGCAGGAGACAAGCGCGUAGGAGAAGAGUGCACAGAGUCCCGGAUACUGAUCAGAGUUCCAGCAAGGAAAACGAAGAGGAGCCUGAAAAUAUGUACAUCUCCAACGUAUCACCGAAUCCUGGCAGUCAUAAUGGCUCGCCAGCUCAAAGCUUUCUGGAGAUGUUGAGCAGCGGACCGAGCAGAUCACCUUCGCCAGCUCGACCGCCCACCAUCGAUCACGAGGACGUGAAUAAUCCCAGUUUGACCAAUUGGGGCUUUCAACACUUGGAAGGAAAUGAAGAAGCAGUGGACGCUCGUGUGGAAGCUAUGCUCUCGCCGAGGAACUCGCUGUUGCUACCUAGGAGAUUUUACUCCGAGGAGGAGAUACAGCCGAGUACGCUUAGCUCAUCGGAAAUGGGAUUGAAGAACCUUGCAAAGCACAUUAACGGCCUGAAGAAGAAGAUCAAGAAGUACGAGGACGAAUUUGAGGAAAACUUCGGCUAUCGACCGAGUCACUCUGACAAAAUGAGCAAUCGCGACAUCAAACGGCUGUGCACGGAGCUCAAUAAGUUGCGAAAGGAACAUAAAUUACUGAAGGAGGAUCCGAUAGGUGCGCUUCUGGCCAACGCCAACAAUCGGCUAAACACCACCAGCAGCCCCAUAAAUAACAACAACGGUCACGAAAAAUCCCGUGCGACGUCCAUGGAAGAGGUGGUCAAGGAGGCUGAGAAGAAACUCAACGAGAAGCGCAUCAAAUAUAACCGGCCCGACAACAUGGAGGAGCUCAAUUACGAUCAGUUGUUGGACGAGAAGACGGCCGUGCAAAAGGCAUUGCUUCACAUCGAGAAUACUUUUGGCAGACCAGUCUCUAAGGAAGACAGAACGGUCGUGCGACCGUUGUAUGAUCGGUACAGAACUUUAAAGAGAUUGCUCAUCAGAGCGGGCGCGAGUAAGAACAAGGACAGCGUUUCGGAACUGGCCACGAUUUUAGAACAUGAGACAAUGGAUUUUACGUCAUCGAAUCUACCGGGAAAUCCCGUGGAGACUGACAGAAGAGCCAGCGAACCUGACAUGUCACAUCGAGGGAUCUUGGACUGUAUCGAUCCCGUGGAUCAAUUACCAACCGACAGCGACAGUGGGCAUAGCAGCAGUGAAGGUAGUCGCGGUGCCGGUGAAAGUCUUCACGCUCUUCCCCAAGAAGAAUUACUGAUACAACAACGUGCCACUCGAGAGGAGAAGAAACGACUUCGUAGGGCAUUGAAGGAAUUAGAAGCGCAGUUCGAAGCCCGAGCUGGUCGUCGUAUGCAACGUGAGGAUCGCGGACCGCAAGUCACCACCGUGUACGAAUCCUACAAGCAGGCAAAAGCGAAACUGAGACUGAUUGAUGCCCUCAUAGCUAAGAAGGCUUGACGUAGUAUUUAAUUCGCGAGUACUGAUGCGAGACAACAUUGUUGAAAACUUUUAAGCGACCUUUGAACGUCUGUAAGAGGAUACAGUUGUCGCACUACGCAGCCAUAUUCAUCGCCAUCUGCAAUUCCUGCAUCGUACGGCGAUGAUUAAAAAGGCCUGAAAAAGCAAUAUCUGCUGAAGUGAAGAACACAACUGUAACGUAACGAGAAUCUAUCUAGAAUCAAAAAAAUUUCGAGAACAAAAACGUGAAAGUGGAUAAUAUUUGUGAAAGAUUUACUUCGCCUUCGUAAGAUCGUGCAUACCGUAUAUUCCCUUAUACGGUUUCUUUUCGAUAGCAGAUUCCGUUCGCGUUACAACGCUGGGGAAAUGAUACCGAAUGUUUUCAAUGCUAGCGUAUCUUUUUUACAGCAUCCUUUUCGGUCAACAUAAUCGAUAUGUUAAAAGUACGCAUAAAUGAACAACAUAUAGCAAUAGUAUGUCUACAGAAUAAAAUCAUAAUAUCGUGGUAGUACAUUUGAACUCUUUAAAAGCGCUAAUAAUUCUACAUAAAAUGGUUAUUACGAUGUGAUGUAUCGUAAUUGUUCGAUGAAAUAAUCGCGUAUCUUGUUCACUUUAUAUUUAACGUGUUCGUUUGCAAUGGAAGAUUUCCAUUUGAUUGUCCUCCAUUCAUUUCAUCGUGUAUGCAGCAUUAGGGUACAUUUUUGCCGUUAACGAGAAACUGGAUGCUUAUUUUGAUAUAUUUACAGUUUAUGAAAUUGAUCAGUUACGAAUAUAUAAAAAUGUACUUAUAUUUUAUAUAUUUAUAUAUAUAUAUUUGUUGCAAAGAUUGCUAAACUCUUGUUUGUAUUUAAAGUGUCAAGUUUUAUAGCGAUUAACGCAAGAACAGAUAUUGAACAAACAAGGAUGUGUCAUUUUAAAUCGUUAAGGCAACUUGAGAUCUAUCCAAUAUAAACGACGUGUAUCGUACGAUUGCGAGAAACGUGUCAGGCAGAGCACAUUUAUUUCAAAGUCAAAUAUAAUUUUAUUUUUGUAACAUUUACAUCUCGAGAAGAAUAGGAACCAUUUAAUAUUCUUUCAUUAUCGGGAGGAGUUUUUGUUUAGUUUUGUUGAUUGUGAAGCCGGUUGAAUUUUUCUCACUGAUGAUAAUUAUUGUAAUCGAUAAGACUUAAAAGAGAAAAGAUAGAGAUAAAAGCAGGUGUCCAUACAAUGAUUAACGUUUAUUAUGGACACGAUAUUUAUUUUAUCAUCUUACGCGGUAAUUGCUGAAGUCUAAUGAUGAAAGAGUAAAGAACGAAUCUGUGGGGUUACUCGUAACGUAAGUACCUUGUAAGAGAUAUCACAUGUUGUAAUAUUGUAGAGUACUAUAAAAUGUUACGAUCUUAAUAACGUAUUAAAAGAGAAAGAGAGAAAAAGAAUAUUCACUAAGAGAAGCUCGUUGAUUUUUGCGUUUAUAUUUUUGUACAAGUACGAUUUUAAGGCCAUUCGCAAUGUAUACACACACAACCGACUAGGGACUACUAUCGUAAAAACGCCUUAAAAUUCCACUUGGAUCGAUUUUUUCACUUAGAAUCUCGAGAAUCAAGGGUGCUAAUGGCUUGAGUUCUACCGCAUGCCGACUAACACGAAAGAAAUGCUUUGCGAAUCUCACUGUUGAGUUACAUCGCGCCGAAGGGGGUUUUUUUUCUCAUUUUACCACGACACAGCGACGAAGUCAGCCAUCAUUUCAGAAUCGAAAGUUCUUAAUAUGUAAUCGAGACACAAAAGCCGCGGUGGUUAUAAUUCUUCUGGUAUCAAGAAAAACGAAGAUCGGCGUGAAAACUCGCUGAUCCCGCAGGAUAAAAUUAACGAAAAUAAUCAUAUAUCGAUGGCAGCGAAGCGAACACAUAAAUGCGAAAUGCGUAUUCGUUCUAAUUAACAAAAAUCGGUAAGAAAAAAAAAGAAGGAAAGAUCAAGACAAUUUUUUAGACCAAAGCAUUUUUUAGUCUGUGAUAUAAUGAGAGAUAUAUUUGCGUUAAGAUGGGAGAGUGUGUGUGUGGAGUACUCGGUUCCGUUUCUGUUUUCUUCUUUUCGUGAAAACAAUUUUGUAGAAGAGCAGGCUAAAGGGAGAUGAUUUUUCCGCCGAUGAUUUCUUUGCAGGAGGUGAUUGAAAUCGGCGAUAUCUUUCUUCAAAAGAUCCUACAGCGACGACGAUAGCAUUAAUAAAGCAGAGUCCUUUUUCGAAAGAACGGUUGGAGACAGAGAUUACGAGAAAAUGGAUUUUUUCGUAGGCCAGUGAUCGAAACGAAUAUGAAAAUAAAUAUUAAAUAUUCAGCAAGGAUGCAUCACUUUGCUAAUUGGUCGAUCCAUGAAAUUAAUUAGUCUCUUAUCCGCUGCCGUUUAAUUACUUCUUCGUCAUUUGAUACGUAGCGACUAAAAAUGUGCGACAGUAGGAGCACUUUAUCGCCGCGAUAAGAUCGUUCUCCGCGCUCGCCGCGGGAUUCUUGUCCUCCAUCCGUACUGCCAAAAGGACUGCGCUGUACACGAGAGAAAAUUAAUUUUUGUAUUCGAUUGUGCCCACAGGAGUGUUUUUAUUUCUCGCGGGUGCACUUAAGCCGCGCCCCUCCACUAGUAAAAAAGAGAGAGAGCAAAUUAGUAUUAUCGUAGAUAUAAGAUAACAUUUUAUAUUAACGUUAACUAAGAUACAUUUUGUAGUGGAUAGUACCUUUAACGCAUAAGGAUAGAUCGCGUGAUUCUGUGUAGACGCUUUGAAAGGAAAGGAGAGAAAGAGAGAGAGAGAGAGAGAGAGAGAGAGAAAAUGCAAGAAUACUUUAAAAAAGAAGACAGAAUAUAGAGGGAAGCGAAGAAAAGAGAACAUUUUAUUUAGCAAAGCUAAGAGACAUGCUAGAUCGUGACUCCUUUAAUUAGUACUUCAAAAAAAAAGAAAAACGCUAGAUAUUCCGUGCAAAUCACAUGAUCUACGAACAUAUCUAGAGAGAUUAGAAUCUUACGACAGAUGGAAAGAAUCGAAAAAAGUGCAAAAAAAGAAAUCAGUAGCGUAACGAUCAAUUUCUCUUGGAUAUCGUAACUGCAACUGACGAUUACAACCGACCGUGAGAGUCGCGACGACGAGAAAUCCGUAUCUAGCUGGAGUCCUAAGAAAACCAUCUUCGGCGUUUAUACACACAUGUUGAUUCUGUAUAUACAUAUAUAUAAAUAUAUUAUAUGUAUAGAGGCACACAACAAACAAACACACACACACACACACACAGAAGACGAAGAGCUGCGUAUACAGAAUUACAUACAACCCAUUCACGCAUGCGAACGAAUAAUACACAUUAUUAUGGGGUAGCAGGCAGAAUCGAAUAAAAUGGAAAUAUGAUCUGCUGGAAA